CGCUCUCUUCGAUGGGAUUCGCCGCUUGGCCGCUUGGCUUCGAAGGGAGAGAUGCUCUAUCCCCGGCCCACCUGCAUCCCCCCCUCUUCUAUUCGACAAUCCACCCUGCAGAUCACCGCAUUUAGGGUUAUUUUCUUCUCCUCUCUUCUGCCUCAUGGCGUUGGAACCAUCCGGGGCCAACAAUCUGGGCCUGGGCGAAUCAGGUCGUACCGGUCCGCCCGCCGUUACCCAAGGCUUUUGGCUGCCUCCGACUGGUUCCAAGCUUCAACAAGAUUCACUGCCCCCGGAUUCUGUAUGACUAUAAGUAACACUGUAACCUCUCUCUGCAGACAUGUAGACUGUAGACCUCUCUCGUAACAUCGAUCAUCUGCAUCAGAUUUUUUUGCUUUUCCUCUCUCCGUCCCACUCGGGAUCACUCCCCAAGCACUUCUCUCCUCCUUCUUCCCCCUUUGUUUAUCCUUCACAUCUGUGGCAAUGGCCACCAAAUCUGAUCCGCCCACAAAAGACCUCAUUGCAGAUGGUCGGUCCUCCAUCCAAGGGGUCUCCCACCAUGCCGAAGAUAUCGUCGACGGCCGGGAGCCUUACGGCCCCCCCGGGAUCCGGGGUCUCAUCGCCAAUCCCUUUGUGCUCCUGUGUGCCGGAUGCUCAACCCUGGGAGGUCUGCUCUUCGGGUAUGACCAGGGUGUGGUCUCCGUGAUCCUAGUCAUGGAGCAAUUCCUGAAGCGCUUCCCCGAGGUAGCGGAGGGACACUCCGGCUCCGGGUUCUGGAAAGGAUUGAUGACCGCAAUGAUUGAGUUGGGAGCCCUCAUUGGCGCAUUGAACCAGGGUUGGAUCGCGGAUAAGAUUUCGCGACGCUACUCCAUCAUCGUGGCAGUGAUCAUCUUCUUGAUCGGUUCUAUCCUGCAGACGGCGGCGAUGGACUAUGCCAUGCUGACAGUUGCCCGGUUUAUUGGUGGUCUGGGGAUCGGCAUGUUGUCCAUGGUGGCCCCAUUGUACAUCUCGGAGAUUAGCCCUCCCGAGUGUCGCGGUACCCUCUUAGUGCUGGAGGAGUUCUUCAUUGUGCUGGGAAUUGUCAUCGCGUACUGGAUCACCUAUGGCACGCGAUACAUGGCCGGCGAAUGGGCCUGGCGCCUGCCGUUCCUGCUUCAGAUGGCCCCUGCUAUUAUCUUGGUGGCUGGUGUCAUUGUCUUGCCUUUCUCGCCGCGGUGGCUGGCCUCCAAGGGAAGAGAGGAGGAAGCCCUACAGAGUCUGUCGCGACUGCGGCAACUGCCUGCGACGGACAAGCGUGUGCGCCAGGAGUUUAUGGAUAUCAAGGCCGAAGUACGAUUUCACCAGGAGAUCAACGCGCAGAAGCAUCCCAAUCUCCAGGGUGGCGGACUCAAGAGCUCGCUGCUGUUGGAGAUGGCCGGCUGGGCGGACUGUUUCAAGAGCGGGUGUUGGCGGCGAACCCAUGUGGGUGUCAUGCUCAUGUUCUUCCAGCAGUUCGUUGGAAUCAAUGCCCUCAUCUACUACUCUCCGACCCUAUUCGAGACCAUGGGUCUCGACUACGACAUGCAACUUCUCAUGUCCGGAAUCCUCAACGUCCUGCAGCUGGUCGGUGUGGCCACGACAAUCUGGACGAUGGACAGCAUUGGCCGUCGCCCGUUGCUUCUCUGGGGCGCCGCCAUCAUGGCUCUCUGCCACAUCAUCAUCUCCGUCCUGGUCGGCCUUUACUCGGACAACUGGCCUGCUCACCGGGGCCCCGGCUGGGCCAGUGUAGCUCUUCUUUUCGUGUACAUGAUUGCCUUUGGGGGAUCAAUUGGUCCUGUUGGCUGGGCUAUGCCGUCCGAAAUCUUCCCCUCUUCGCUCCGCGCCAAGGGAGUGGCCCUCUCCACCUGCUCCAACUGGCUCAAUAACUUCAUUAUCGGCCUGAUCACUCCACCCCUCAUCCAAGACACCGGCUACGGUGCCUACGUCUUCUUCGCCGUCUUCUGUGUCCUCACCUUCCUGUGGACCUUUUUCUUCGUGCCCGAGACGAAAGGGCGCACCCUCGAGCAGAUGGACCACAUCUUCAAGGACAAUUCCAGCGAGGCCGAUCGGGACCUUCGACGGGCGGUCGAGGCUCGGAUACUGCAGGAGGAGGAGGAGGCGGAGGAGACCCAAGGCGCUUCUGUUUGAGCAGAUCUGGCAGUCUAGCCCUCUGUCCUCGUCUCAUCAGGG
Molecule: messenger RNA, 2199 nt
Organism: Aspergillus fijiensis CBS 313.89
Lineage: Eukaryota; Fungi; Ascomycota; Eurotiomycetes; Eurotiales; Aspergillaceae
Product: sugar porter family MFS transporter
Exons: 5
Coding region: 475-2157 (560 amino acids)
Biological process (GO): carbohydrate transport; transmembrane transport
Cellular component (GO): membrane
Molecular function (GO): carbohydrate:proton symporter activity
Source: RefSeq, a predicted model, not a curated record